This is a messenger RNA of Solanum dulcamara, 531 nucleotides long. RefSeq lists its product as uncharacterized. Lineage: Eukaryota; Viridiplantae; Streptophyta; Magnoliopsida; Solanales; Solanaceae. The transcript is spliced from 2 exons. The record is from RefSeq and is a predicted model, not a curated record. The coding region runs from base 1 to 531 and encodes 176 amino acids.
AUGGGGGAUCUGUCCGUAACGCGUUGUAAAUGUGUCGAUGCCAACGAAGAAGUCACACUCAACAUUGUCAUUGGAACAAGAACAAGGCUAAAUCCACCUCUACCCAAAGAAUACUGGGGAAAUGCAGUUAUUUUCAAGCCAAUUCAGACAAAAGCAAAGGAAUUGCUAGAAAAUGGACUUGGAUUUGCAGCAUUACAAAUCAACAAAAUUGUUGCUUCACAAAACUACGAAGAAGUGAUUGAUUUAUACAAAGGGUGGGUUGAAAAACCCGUUAUAGUUAAGUUAAAUUCAGUUUUCGUGGCUAAUAGAUUAACGAUUAGUAGUUCUCCAAGGUUUAGCAUUUAUAGUUGUGAUUUUGGUUGGGGAAAACCCGUGGCGGUGAGAAGUGGAAUGGAAAAUAAAGGAGAUGGGAAAGUUAAAUUAUUUCCUGGGGUUGAAGAAGGAAGCGUAGAUAUUGAAGUAUGUCUUAUGCCUUCGACGUUGUUAGCAAUGGAGAAUGAUGAAGAAUUCAUGAAAUUUGUUAUUGUUUAG